AUGGGAGACGCCCUCAUGGCGGAGUUCGGGACGGCUGCUUCUUUCCUGAGAAAGUCAGACAAGGAGCGUCUGGAGGCCCAGACUCGACCUUUCGACAUAAAGCGGCAGUGUUUCGUGCCUGACCCUGAGGUUGAGUAUGUCAAAGCCACAGUCACCAGCAGAGAGGGCGGCAAAGCCACCGUUGAUACAGAGUUUGGGAAGACUGUCACCCACAAGGAGGAGGACAUCCACCCGCAGAACCCGCCAAAGUUUGAUAAAAUUGAAGACAUGGCGAUGUUCACCUUCCUCCACGAACCUGCCGUGUUGUUUAACCUCAAAGAGCGUUACGCAGCAUGGAUGAUCUAUACCUACUCAGGGCUUUUCUGUGUGACCGUUAACCCAUACAAAUGGCUGCCGGUCUACGAUCAGUCUGUCGUUAAUGCCUACAGAGGGAAGAAGAGGAGUGAAGCUCCUCCUCACAUCUACUCUAUUUCUGACAACGCAUAUCAGUACAUGCUUGCAGACAGAGAAAACCAGUCAAUCCUUAUCACCGGAGAAUCUGGUGCUGGAAAGACUGUGAACACAAAGAGAGUCAUUCAGUACUUUGCCAGCAUUGCAGCUGUUGCUGGCAAGAAGGAUGCUGCUCAGGAAAAAAAGGGAACCCUGGAGGAUCAAAUCAUCCAAGCCAACCCUGCUCUGGAGGCUUUUGGAAACGCAAAGACCAUCAGGAAUGAUAAUUCUUCCCGAUUUGGUAAAUUCAUUCGAAUCCACUUUGGUGUCAGCGGAAAACUGUCCUCUGCUGACAUUGAGACAUAUCUGUUGGAAAAAUCUCGGGUCACUUAUCAGCUGAAGGCUGAGAGAGAUUAUCACAUCUUCUACCAGAUUCUGUCUCAGAAGAAACCGGAGCUGCUCGAAAUGCUGCUCAUCACCAACAACCCGUACGACUACAGCUUCAUCUCCCAAGGAGAAACGACUGUAGCCUCCAUCAACGAUUCAGAAGAACUGAUGGCUACUGAUGAAGCUUUUGAUGUCCUGGGCUUCACCCAAGAGGAAAAGAAUGGUAUCUACAAGCUGACAGGUGCCAUUAUGCAUUAUGGGAACAUGAAGUUCAAGCAGAAGCAAAGAGAAGAGCAGGCAGAGCCUGAUGGCACUGAGGAUGUGGACAAAGUUGCAUAUCUGAUGGGUUUGAACUCUGCUGACCUCAUCAAGGGUCUGUGUCACCCCAGAGUCAAGGUUGGCAAUGAGUGGGUGACCAAAGGACAAAGUGUUCAGCAGGUGUACUACUCCAUCGGUGCACUGUCCAAGUCAGUGUACGAGAAAAUGUUCCUGUGGAUGGUGAUAAGAAUCAACCAUUCACUGGACACCAAGCAACCUCGCCAGCACUUCAUUGGCGUGCUGGACAUCGCUGGAUUUGAGAUCUUUGAUUUCAACACCUUUGAGCAGCUGUGCAUCAACUAUACCAACGAGAAGCUGCAGCAGUUCUUCAACCACCACAUGUUUGUGUUGGAACAAGAGGAAUACAAGAAAGAGGGCAUCGUGUGGGAGUUCAUUGACUUUGGUAUGGACCUGGCUGCCUGCAUCGAGCUCAUUGAGAAGCCCAUGGGCAUCAUGUCCAUCCUUGAAGAGGAGUGCAUGUUCCCCAAAGCCAGUGACGCCACCUUUAAAGCCAAACUGUAUGACAACCAUCUUGGGAAAAGUCCAAACUUCCAGAAGCCUAGAGUGGUUAAAGGGAGGCCAGAGGCUCACUUUUCCCUGGGUCACUAUGCUGGUAUCGUCGAUUAUAAUAUCGGUAACUGGCUCGUGAAGAACAAGGACCCCCUGAAUGAGACUGUGGUUGGACUGUUUCAAAAGUCCACCAUGAAGCUAUUGGGUGUCCUGUUUGCUGGGUACACUGGUGCUGAUUCAGAUACCGCCAAGGGAGGAAAGGGAGCAAAGAAGAAAGGUUCUUCCUUCCAGACUGUGUCUGCUCUGCACAGGGAGAACUUGAACAAACUGAUGACUAACCUGAGGUCGACUCACCCCCACUUUGUGCGCUGCAUCAUCCCCAAUGAGACCAAGACUCCGGGGGCGAUGGAGAAUCCUCUGGUGAUGCACCAGCUGCGCUGUAACGGUGUGCUGGAAGGCAUCAGGAUCUGCAGGAAGGGAUUCCCAAACAGGAUCCAGUACGGAGACUUUAAACAGAGAUAUCGUAUCCUGAACCCUAAUGCUAUCCCUGAGGGACAGUUCAUCGACAACAAAAAGGCUGCAGAAAAACUUCUGGGCUCAUUGGAUAUCGACCAUGAGCAGUAUAAACUGGGGCACACAAAGGUGUUCUUUAAAGCUGGUCUGCUCGGUGUUCUUGAGGAGAUGAGAGACGAUCGACUUGCUCUCAUCAUCACUGGAAUUCAAGCGAGAUCCAGAGGAUUACUCGCCAGGAUUGAGUUCCAGAAGAUCGUUGAACGCAGGGAUGCUCUACUGGUGAUCCAAUGGAACGUGCGAGCCUUCAUGGGUGUCAAGAAUUGGCCCUGGAUGAUGUUGUACUUCAAGAUCAAACCUCUCCUGAAGUCGGCUGAGACAGAGAAAGAAAUGGCGAACAUGAAGGAGGAAUUCACAAAACUGAAAGACGCAUUUGCCAAAUCUGAGGCACGCAAGAAGGAGCUGGAGGAAAAAAUGGUCACCCUUCUCCAAGAGAAGAACGACCUUCAGCUUCAUGUCCAAUCUGAACAAGACAAUCUUGCAGAUGCUGAGGAGCGCUGUGAGGGUCUGAUCAAGAGUAAGAUCCAACUGGAGGCUAAAGUCAAAGAGCUGACAGAGAGGCUGGAGGAUGAGGAGGAGCUGAACGCAGAGCUGACAGCCAAGAAGAGGAAACUGGAGGAUGAGUGUUCAGAACUGAAGAAGGACAUUGAUGAUCUGGAGCUGACUCUGGCUAAAGUGGAGAAGGAGAAGCAUGCCACGGAGAACAAGGUUAAAAACCUGACUGAGGAGAUGGCAGCUCUGGAAGAAAUCAUUGCUAAACUAACCAAGGAGAAAAAAGCUCUCCAAGAGGCUCAUCAGCAAACGCUGGACGACCUGCAGAGCGAGGAGGACAAAUGCAACUCUCUGACCAAGGCCAAAGCCAAACUGGAGCAGCAAGUUGAUGAUCUUGAAGGAUCAUUGGAACAAGAGAAGAAGGUGAGGAUGGAUCUGGAGAGAGCAAAGAGAAAACUGGAAGGGGACUUAAAGUUAACCCAGGAAAACGUGAUGGAUCUGGAGAACGACAAGCAGCAGCUGGAGGAGAAACUCAAGAAGAAAGACUUUGAACUCAGCCAGCAGCUGAGUAAGAUUGAGGAUGAACAAGCAAUGAGUGUACAGCUCCAGAAGAAACUUAAGGAGUUACAGGCCCGCAUUGAAGAGCUGGAGGAGGAGCUGGAAGCAGAGCGAGCUGCUCGGGCCAAAGUGGAGAAGCAGCGAUCCGACCUGGCCCGAGAGCUGGAGGAGAUCAGCGAACGUCUGGAGGAGGCCGGAGGAGCGACCUCCGCACAGAUCGAGAUGAACAAGAAGAGGGAGGCCGAGUUUCAGAAGAUACGUAGAGACCUCGAAGAGUCGACUCUGCAGCAUGAAGCCACGACCGCCACCCUGAGGAAGAAGAACGCAGACAGCGUGGCCGACCUGGGCGAGCAGAUCGACAACCUGCAGAGAGUCAAACAGAAGCUGGAGAAGGAGAAGAGCGAGCUCAGACUGGAGCUGGAUGACGUGGUCUCCAACAUGGAGCAGAUCAUUAAAGUGAAAGCCAACCUGGAGAAAAUGUGCCGCACUCUGGAGGACCAAAUGUCAGAAUAUAAAUCCAAAUCAGAGGAAGGCCAGCGUACCAUCAACGACUUCGGCAUGCAGAAAGCAAAGCUCCAAACUGAAAAUGGUGAGCUGUCCCGACAGCUGGAGGAGAAGGACUCGCUGGUGUCUCAGCUGACUCGAGGGAAGCAGUCAUACACUCAACAGGUUGAAGAUCUGAAGAGACAACUCGAAGAGGAAGUCAAGGCCAAGAACGCACUCGCCCAUGCGGUGCAGUCUUCCCGUCAUGACUGUGACUUACUAAGAGAGCAGUUUGAGGAGGAGCAGGAGGCCAAAGCGGAGCUCCAGCGCAGCAUGUCCAAGGCCAACUCUGAAGUGGCUCAGUGGAGAACAAAGUACGAGACUGACGCCAUCCAGAGGACGGAGGAGCUGGAAGAAGCCAAGAAAAAGCUAACUCAGAGAUUACAGGAUGCAGAAGAAGCUGUUGAAGCAGCUAAUGCUAAAUGUUCAUCUCUGGAGAAGACCAAACACAGGCUUCAGGGAGAGAUUGAGGAUCUCAUGGUGGAUGUGGAGAGAUCAAAUGCUGCAGCUGCUGCUCUGGACAAGAAACAAAGAAACUUUGACAAGGUCCUGUCUGAGUGGAAGCAGAAGUAUGAGGAGUCCCAGGCUGAGCUGGAGGGCUCCCAGAAAGAGUCUCGAUCUAUGAGCACCGAGCUCUUCAAACUGAAGAACUCUUAUGAAGAAUCUCUGGAUCAUCUGGAAACCAUGAAGCGAGAGAACAAGAAUCUCCAAGAGGAGAUUUCUGACCUAACUGAGCAACUUGGUGAGAGUGGAAAGAACAUCCAUGAGCUGGAGAAGAUUCGUAAGCAGCUGGAGCAGGAGAAGGCAGAGAUCCAGUCUGCUCUGGAGGAAGCGGAGGGUUCACUAGAGCAUGAGGAAGGUAAGAUCAUGCGAGCUCAGCUGGAGUUCAACCAGGUGAAGGCCGAAAUGGAGAGAAAGGUGGCGGAGAAGGACGAGGAGAUGGAGCAGGCGAAGCGUAACCAUCAGAGAGUGGUGGACACUUUGCAGACCUCCCUUGAGUCCGAGACUCGCAGCAGGAAUGAAGCCCUGAGGCUGAAAAAGAAGAUGGAAGGAGACCUGAAUGAGAUGGAGAUCCAGCUGAGUCAGGCCAACAGACUGGCAUCCGAGGCUCAGAAGCAGCUGAAGGGACUCCACGCUCAUCUGAAAGACGCACAGCUGCAGCUGGAUGAUGCUGUGCGAGCAAAUGAUGAUCUGAAGGAGAACACCGCCAUCGUGGAGCGUCGGAACAACCUGAUGCAGGCCGAGCUGGACGAGCUCCGGUCUCUGGUGGAGCAGACGGAGAGAGGUCGUAAACUGGCUGAACAGGAGCUGCUGGAUGUCAGUGAGAGAGUUCAGCUGCUGCACUCUCAGAACACCAGCCUCCUGAACCAGAAGAAGAAGCUGGAGACCGACACGGCUCAGCUUCAGGGCGAGGUGGAGGAGGCGGUGCAGGAGUGCAGAAACGCAGAGGAGAAGGCGAAGAAGGCAGUGACUGAUGCCGCCAUGAUGGCGGAGGAAUUGAAGAAAGAGCAGGACACCAGCGCUCACCUAGAGAGGAUGAAGAAAAACAUGGAACAAACCAUCAAAGACCUGCAGCACCGCCUGGACGAAGCUGAACAAAUCGCCCUGAAAGGUGGCAAAAAGCAGGUCCAGAAGCUGGAGGCCAGGGUGAGAGAGCUGGAGAAUGAGAUCGAUCUGGAGCAAAGAAGGAGCAGUGAGUCAGUGAAAGGGGUCCGCAAGUACGAGAGACGCAUCAAAGAGCUGACCUACCAGACAGAGGAAGAUAAAAAGAAUCUGAGCCGUCUGCAGAACCUGGUGGACAAACUGCAGCUGAAAGUGAAAUCUUACAAGAGAUCUGCAGAGGAAGCUGAGGAACAGUCAAAUGUUAACCUGGGGAAGUUAAGAAAGUUACAGCAUGAGCUGGAGGAAGCCGAGGAGCGGGCAGACAUUGCCGAGUCUCAGGUCAACAAACUGAGAGCCAAGAGCCGUGACCCUGGAGCCAAGAAAGCUCUGGAUGAAGAGUGAAGCCUGAGCCAGGAUCCUUUUUUUUUGUAGUUUUAGUGAAACUGUAGUGUCUUAGUUUCUUUUUCCUUCAUGCAACAUGAGUGGAAUAAAGACUGCCUGCAGCA
This is a messenger RNA of Notolabrus celidotus (New Zealand spotty), 5915 nucleotides long. RefSeq names its product myosin-6-like. Gene Ontology annotation, molecular function: actin filament binding; cytoskeletal motor activity; ATP binding. Lineage: Eukaryota; Metazoa; Chordata; Actinopteri; Labriformes; Labridae. The transcript is spliced from 37 exons. Bases 1 to 5811 code for a protein of 1936 amino acids. The record is from RefSeq and is a predicted model, not a curated record. Gene Ontology annotation, cellular component: myosin complex.